Molecule: messenger RNA, 672 nt
Organism: Penicillium brasilianum
Lineage: Eukaryota; Fungi; Ascomycota; Eurotiomycetes; Eurotiales; Aspergillaceae
Source: the annotation of a GenBank genome assembly
AUGCCUUCGUGGGCUUCAAUGAUGCUCGACCGAUUUCCAUGUGCAACUUGUAGACAUGGGGCAGGUUGGCAGAGCAAGUCCGAGAAAGAGGCGUGGAUUGAAAUUAUACAUUCAAGAUGGAAAAUCCGCCUGAUGAUGUUGUUGGACGGCCGAGUUCAACCCAUCCAUCGCUCCUUCCUUAUUCCUCUCUCUUCCUUCCUUCUCCCCCCUCCACUCCAGUUCUUCCACAUCCUGUACAGCUUCAUCUUCCACACCACGCUGCCGAUUUUGCUCUUGGGCCGUGCCGUUUAUCGUGGACGUGUUUCCAUCAUGUCGAUUCCUUCGUCCUAUCCUAAUCCCUCUCCCCGUCUUCCCUCUCAAUUUCCCACCGCACUCCAUCAGAACCAUCUCCAUCAAGACCACCCCUACAUCCCGGCCAUCAUGAAUUCCUACCCGUACCCAUCUAGCUUCGGCUUCAACACUGCCUCCGUGGCUAUAGCCAGGGAGCGUGCUGGUAAUCGGACCCGCCCUGAGCCUCGGGCUCCACGCCCGGUUCAAACGGAUGAUCGCCAGUCCCCGUUAGUUUCCUGGAUCAUGCACCAAGAUUGUCACAGCCCUGUUUUCUUGCAUCAUAUCUCCUGCUUCUUGAUCGUUCAUUUCGUGCAUCACCGUUUACAUAUAUCCAGACACUGA